Molecule: messenger RNA, 2483 nt
Organism: Rhopilema esculentum
Lineage: Eukaryota; Metazoa; Cnidaria; Scyphozoa; Rhizostomeae; Rhizostomatidae
Source: RefSeq, a predicted model, not a curated record
AGUACAACAGCAUCUAAGGACUCGAGUCGAACUGUCAAACUCGUAAAAGACUUUAGUACUUCCAAACAGAUUAAAACAAAACACAUUGCAAGGAUGUGAAGUCUUAACAGACAUACUAAGAAGACUUAUCCGGGAGGAAUGAGGAGUUUUUAAGAACCCAAAAUUGUUUAUCCUAUUAUUGGGAUAAAAAUUUUGUUCGCAAAAUCCAUUAUUGGUGUUAAACAAGUUCCCCCCUUCCCGGAGGCUUAUUCAAAUUAUUGAGUUACAUGUCUUUCUAUGUUGACCUCAAGUACGUCGAUUUCCGCCCCCUUUGUCGGCGGGUAUUUCCCUGUCCCUGGGGACCGGUUGCCCAAAGCCACAAUUGUUUACGCCUAUCAUGUUUUAAAAUGUAUGGGGCCAAAGUUUGCGUUCUGCGAGUGGUCUGUUUAUUGUCCAGAAUUCUUUUUUAUCGUUCUGACCUUUGUUGGUCUUGGAGACACGUGCCUUGGAUAAUUCUGAUCUCUCUUGCGAGGCUGAAAUGUUAUGCAAAUCCUUCUUGAACCUUAGCAGCAUAAUCUUCAGCUAGAAGAUGUAAAAUCAAUCCAAUUUUGAUCGUUGUUAUUAAAGAUUACUUCAAUUGGCUUUUGGUGUCGCGUUGCGGUCUUUGGGUGUCAUCACAAUGUUCAGCUUGUUUUGAUACAUUGCCCCUGGGAGCGCUUGUUGUAUUUUUAUUCAUAAAUACGAUCUUGUCUUUGGUCUUGAUUUCAAUAGGAGCCAGGUGCUGCUUGAAUUUUUCACCCGAUUUCCGACUGAUAGGCGUGCGAAAAAUUUAUUGGCACGUGCCGGUAAUUUAGAAAAACGUUUUAUAUUCAAAAGAGGUUGGGCGUUGUAGUUAGUACACGCGACCAACGCUAAGAAGAACGUUCAAAAUGAGUUGGAACGUGAUCUCAAAUUCCAGUCUUCUGAGAGUGGAUUCGUUUAAGUACAAGAGUUUAAAUGGUGACUCUUUAUCAGGCCAAGAGAAUUUUGCUCCUGAGUUGUUGGAAUACAUGAACAAGAUUUUCACAAAUCUGGACGUCGGACAAACGGGGUAUAUAUCUCUUGAAGAUUUGGAUAGGCAUUGGAAAUCAAACGAGCAAGGCUAUGACACGUUCUUGAAAAAUCAGUAUGGCGUCUCAAGUGCCAAUGUCAUUUCUUCUUUGAAGCAGAUCAUCCCUCCCAAUGGCAUGUUCAACUUUAGGCGUUUCAUCAGAGGGAUGAAGAUGGCUGUGAGCCGAGCGAAAAACGAGCGCCUCAGGAAAUUGUCAAGUGGUACAACAUUGAAAGCAUGCGAACGCACCCAGUCGUUUGGGAAUCAGCCUACGAAUUUAGAGACCCUCAUACGUAAGGUAAAAUCUGAUAGCCAGUCGGUGCUAAGAUCCACAAGCCUUGCUGGCUACGCUGGAAGAAAGGUAUUGCAACCUACCAAUCGUCCUUUACGAGAAACCAGAAAGACUUUUUUCAGCCCUCUAAUUGAAGAUGAAGAUACGGUGAAUGAAUCGAAAGAGCUUACGAGUGUUUCAACAGAUACGUAUAGCGACUCAAAAGCUCGCAAGUCUUUAGCUUUAGACUCCUUCAUCAGCGCUAGUGAUACAGUGGACUACACCUCAAAGGCUUUGGACUGCACAGCUAAUGAUGGGAGUUUUCUUGCUGCUUAUUCCUAUCUCAAAACAAACCCAAGACAGAAGGAAAAUGUUACUAAAGACUUGAGGUCUAACGAAAUCUCAAAAAGAUUUGAAGACCCAAAAUACCAAGGGUUCAGGAAGACGAGCCUGGACAAGAUUGUUAGCCAGGUUAGUGAAAAGAUACGAAUGAUGCAGAAAUGUUUAGAUGCAGUCGAUAACACGCGAGAUUGGUACGUGAGGAAAAUAUCCACGUUGCAGCAGAACAGGAUGGAUCUACGUCGUUCGGUUUUUCUGGGGAAAACAGUGAGCGACACAGAAACAAAGGUGACAGAAAUGAAAGAUAGUUGGGAUUCGUUUAGGUACGAAGAUGUCAAAAGAUCUUUAGACACAAUUAGUUACUAUAACAAGCAUUUGCAAGGUGUCCAAGAAAAGAAGGGCAGCCAGUGCUCUUCCUCGCCGAGCAAAUCAACAACGACGUUGAUUUUAGAGAAGAUGGUUGAAGGACAGGCACGGCAAAUCAAGCAACUUGAGACUGAGAAAGCUGCCUUGGUUAAAGAUUUAUUUUUGAUGAAAGGGAAAAUGAACAUCGUCGAAAAACCAGUUGAUCAAAUUGUUCCAUUUUGAUUUGAACGCUUGUUUGGACACGAAAAAAUACAGAACAGCUGAUUUUCGAUGACUGUAAAUAGACAAUGAAUUGCCGUCUCAUAUUUCGAAAUGUAAACUGCCAACUUUGUUUUUUUGAAUUUACGGCACGCGACCACACGAGCGGACGCGUGCCUGUUAUUAUUAGCAAAUUUGAAUUUGUAUUGAAUUGAAUAUUAAUCCAUACCAUACCAUCAA